Triticum turgidum subsp. durum (durum wheat) is the source of this 768-nucleotide messenger RNA. NCBI's taxonomy places the organism in Eukaryota, Viridiplantae, Streptophyta, Magnoliopsida, Poales, Poaceae. The record is from the annotation of a GenBank genome assembly.
AUGCAUAAGCUGGGGAGAGGAAGCCGCGACAAGGUGCAACAGUUCAUGGCCAUAACUGGUGCAAGCGAGAAGGUCGCCCUUCAGGCACUGAAAGCUAGUGAUUGGCACUUAGAAGGGUCUUUUGAUUAUUUCUACAGCCAGCCACAGAUUUCUGUGACCAAUUCUCGACAUCUUGAAGAUCUUUACAGCAGAUACAAAGAACGUGACGCUGAUAUGAUCAUGGUGGAAGGCACAUCUCAACUGUGCAACGACCUGUUGGUGGAUCCUCAGGAUGUUGUCAUGCUUGUCAUAUCAUGGCACAUGAAAGCUGCCACAAUGUGUGAAUUUACUCGCCAGGAAUUCAUUGAUGGUCUGCAGUCAAUUGGGGUAGAUUCAAUUGAGAAGCUCCGUGAGAAACUUCCAUCACUGCGAGCUGAGAUAAAGGACGAUAAUAAGUUCCGUGAGAUAUACAACUUUGCGUUUGCUUGGGCUAGGGAAAAGGGUCAGAAAUCCCUUCCACUGGAGACAGCUAUUGGAAUGUGGAGGUUGCUGUUUGCUGAAAGGCAUUGGCCCUUAAUUGAUCACUGGUGUCAGUUUCUACAGGUCAGGCAUAACAAAGCCAUCUCUAGGGACACAUGGUCUCAGCUGUUGGAAUUUGUCAAGGUAAUGUUAUUGCAGACAAUUGAUCCACAGUUAUCCAACUAUGACGAAGAAGGUGCUUGGCCCUACCUAAUUGAUGAAUUUGUGGAGUACCUAACCGAGAAUGGAUGCGUUCAGCGUAACAAGUGA